ACUUGUUGCAGCUGUAAGAAGAAGGGGGCGUGUGUCGGCUGUUACGUCAGGAGCUGCAGGAAGUCGGUUCACUUCCCCUGUGGGAGGAAAAAGAAGUUCAUCUCUCAGUUCACCGGCCUUUUCCCGUCGUAUUGUCAAGAUCACAAUCCCACUCAGUCUCUGUGUGUGAGCUCAGACCUCAGUCUGCCUCAGUCCUGCUCCGUCUGUUUGGACGCCAUCGACCCCGUCCUGUCCUACUCCGUCCUCAAAUGUCCGUGCUGCCACGCCAGCUGGUUCCACAGGGAGUGUGUACAGCGUCAGGCCCACAGCGCUGGCCUCUUCUUCUUCAGAUGUACUCUCUGUAACAACAAGGAGAGCUUCCAGGAGGAGAUGCUCAGGAUGGGAAUCUACAUCCCGGAGAGAGAUGCUUCAUGGGAGUUGGAGGCCAACGCAUAUUCUGAGCUGCUGGAGGUUUACGACCACUGUGACGCUCUCACCUGCCUCUGCAAUGACGGACCGACACACUCCGCAAAGACCGGGUGGUUUGAGGUGAUUCGCUGUCGACUGUGUGGAUCCAGAGGCACGCACAGGAAAUGUUCGGGGCUGAAGCUGCACACCAGCGACUGGGCCUGCAGCGACUGCACACAGGCUACUGAUGGGAAAGGUCUCAGUUCAUUUCUUUGAUUGUCGGCAGGAUUACGCAAAAACCACUUCAUGAAACUUUGUGCAGACGAGCAGACGAGGAAGGGGACAGGUGGUCAGAUCCAAGGUUUAUUUCUUUAACAAAGUGAGAUAAGACAUUUUC
This is a messenger RNA of Paralichthys olivaceus (Japanese flounder), 784 nucleotides long. NCBI's taxonomy places the organism in Eukaryota, Metazoa, Chordata, Actinopteri, Pleuronectiformes, Paralichthyidae. The record is from RefSeq and is a predicted model, not a curated record.